GUACAUAGCGGGCUCGCCAUCCAGGAAACGACCUCCAGCUUCAUCUGCAGAGCAGAAAUUGAACUAGUUUUGCCACUUCUUUUUUCUACGGUUGAUUUUACUUAUUUCGAGUAAUUCUCACGAUCGGAUUGCUUUGGAAUCGCGUCUACCGAAUCAUCAAUCAGAACGGCUUGUGGCUCACCUCUUCGGCAUGACGACAAAAACUGAAGAUGCAGACUACGAGGUGAAUGCAGAAGUGCAAGGUGAAGGCGACGAUGAGUCGUCUUUGGCGGAAGAGGAGAGUAUGGAAUCACAGGAGGCUAUACAAGACGAAGUUUCGGCUUUAGAACGGGAAGGAGAUAUGCCUAUUGAAGAGUUGCUUGCUUUAUAUGGAUAUGAUGAUGAUGGUGGUGCUGUGGUCUAUGAAUCACCAUCUCCUAGUGGAUCAGAAAUUAUCACUAAAGAAAAUGUCGUCAUUGAAGAACCAAGUCAAGAGAGAGAUUUUGAUGCGAGUGAAUCUAGUGUAGUUUCAGACAAUAGAAAGAGCACAACAGCUAAUACAAAAUCAAAUUUACGGAAAUUGUUUCCGUUACGUAGUCAGAGUCGAGGUGCUAAUGAGAACUCAGAGGAAUCAUCAGAUGAUGAGGAUUAUGUCCCAUUGGACGACUGGAAAAAGGAAAUACACAUUGGUGAAGACUAUCAAGCUGUCGUUCCAGACAGGCCUGAUACUGUGUACAACAUUCCUACUGAAACCGAAGGAGACGUCCUUCUUUGGGACCCUUCUAGACUAGAGCCAGGGCAAGUGAAACACUUUCUGCAACAGUCCGUGUGGCAGUUAUCAGAGGGUGUCAACGGUAUUGAAGCGUUGCCGCUGGGAGCACCAGAUGGAGACAAUGAAAGAGCUCUCUAUUGUCUUCACAAAUGUGGAUACCAAGUGAGGUGGGCUUUGGAACUGUUUCCUCAACAGAGGGAGUCUCCUCUUCGGGCACUGCCUGCUGCAUGGUCGGAGGAAGAUUGCACAGGAUUCGAAACCGGGAUGAGAAUGUUUGGAAAGGACUUUCCUUCUAUCCUGGAACGGCUUCCCGGAAGGUCACUUAACGAACUAGUGGAGUUCUACUACUUCUGGAAGAAGACGGAAAGACAUGACCAUUUUGUACAACAAUUUCAACUGGGUGGCAGGCAAGACUGCGCAGUUCCUGCUAACCUUGAUGGACUAGAGAAGUAUGGAGACACAGAUUUAGAGUCCGCCUUCUCUAGUCGAGCACCAAGCCCCGGCCGAGGUGACAGCACAAGUCAUGUGCCUGACGGCUUAGCUUUUCCCCGCUCAGUCAACGUCGAAAGUACAUCGGAAAUAUUGCAAUCUGCAGGCGCAGUUACCAAAGGAGAACGUACUGAAACACUUGCAAGAGCAGACAGUGCAAAGGCAGCUUCCCCUACUUCGUCGCUCGUCGUCGAGUCAGGACACAGUUACGCAAGACACGAGAGAGGCAACAAGAGGAAGUCUGAGGAAUUUUUUGACAUGAACAAGCGCAAACGUGGCCGUGUUCCUGUUAAGAUCGGUUCCAAGCAUGAAGACCACACGUACAACACCGCAGACGAUAUACACGACGAGGGUGCGUCUCGAGCUACAGAAAACCGGUCUUUCUCUCUGCCGGCUCUGCCUGCGCCAGUCAGAACGGACAACUCGUCAGACUACCUUCUGGCAAAGGAAAUAUUACCAGAGUCUUCGGAUGACUCUUUCAAUGACACCAAGGCAAUGUAGUUAUACUUUUUCUAACAGACUCUUUCCUUGUCUAUUGUACUUCCUGACUCCACGUGGAAAGCAGAGGACAAAUACGAACUUGCCCGUGAGAAAAUGGGCACCCGCGGCUAUUGCAUGCUUGCCGUAGCUUUCGAAGUGGCGAGUAAGGUGUAAAUGAAUUCAGAUUCCAUAACUAUUUUGAAUGUAAUAUUGUAUGACGAAAUUGGUACGUAUACGUGCG
This is a messenger RNA of Corticium candelabrum, 1961 nucleotides long. Its product is annotated as mesoderm induction early response protein 1-like. Lineage: Eukaryota; Metazoa; Porifera; Homoscleromorpha; Homosclerophorida; Plakinidae. Gene Ontology annotation, biological process: negative regulation of transcription by RNA polymerase II. The record is from RefSeq and is a predicted model, not a curated record. Gene Ontology annotation, cellular component: nucleoplasm. Bases 191 to 1741 code for a protein of 516 amino acids. Gene Ontology annotation, molecular function: transcription corepressor activity; histone deacetylase binding. The transcript is spliced from 11 exons.